Messenger RNA from Micropterus salmoides (largemouth bass), 2722 nucleotides. RefSeq lists its product as uncharacterized. Bases 43 to 1320 code for a protein of 425 amino acids. The transcript is spliced from 12 exons. Lineage: Eukaryota; Metazoa; Chordata; Actinopteri; Centrarchiformes; Centrarchidae. The record is from RefSeq and is a predicted model, not a curated record.
UGGUAUUCAACUGUCUUUGUGUGAGAGACUAACACAUGCAUUAUGCCGCUCCCUCUGCUGCUGCUGCUGCUGGUCUGCAGCUCCCAGGCUUCUCAUUAUCAUGGAACAGUGAUGACUUACUACCCAAAAAACACUAACGCAGAUGGAUCCAUGACGGUGGAGCUUCAGUAUAAUUUGAACUUCCACUGUAGCCUAGACAUUACCUCGUGGACAUGCCCCAGCAAUAAUUGUGGGACUGUGAGUUCUGAAGUUGCACACAGUGUCACUAAGGACAGCAGCCCAUUUGAGUGGUGUCAGAGAGAUGGAAUCAUCUCUCUCGAGGGUCCUACCAACGCUCCCUUUCAGCUGUUGUUAAGCGGUGGUGACUGGAUAAAUUUCAUCAGAAAUAGCAUCGGAUCAGUGAAAGCUGUGACUCUGGUGGAGCUGAGGAACCGGUCAGACACCAACCAGGCCAACAGAUCACCCCAGACCAAUAUACUGGCAGUUGUGAGAGUUCCUUCAAACUGUCCUAGAGACUUCAACCUGUUGACGUUUGACCCUGAUGGAGACCAAGUUAAAUGCAGAUACGCAAACUCAACACUAUCAGAGUGUGACCAAUGCACACCGCCAUCUGUUCUCAACCUCUCAACAUCUUGUACUUUGUCAUUCAGCCCCACCGAUAGCAUUAAUGAAGGUCCGUGGGCUGUACAGCUGGUGAUGGAGGACUUUCCCACGCAGAAUAUCACCCUGACUCAAACUGACGGGGUGCAGACUACGAUAACUACCAACAACGCUAUAAGCAAAAUACCUCUCCAGUUUGUUUUUAAUGUGGAUCGAGCGGUGCCGUCCUGCACAGAGGGACUCUAUCUGCCCAAGUUUCUGCCUCCAACCCCAGACAACAGAGCUCAGCUGUACACCCCUGUCAAUCAGACCCUGGAAAUCAGCAUCAAUGCAACAGCAAAUAUCUCCAUGAUUUCAGAUCUGCUGUUCAGCGGGCCGUACAAUAUGAACCAGACUACACUGGGAGCUGGACAGUUCAUCCUGAGUUGGACGCCAUCUGAAAACCAAACUGGAAAAAGCCACCCCGUCUGUUUUGUUGUCCAGGCUGUUUUCAAUUCAGUCACGUAUCAGUCGGAGCUUCGAUGUGUGAUUGUGAAUGUUGGAUAUGACCCAUACCUGAUCCCAAUUUUCGUAGGUCUGAAAAUGAAGGUUUCCGCUCUGUCUUCACUGUCUGAGGACUACAUCAUUGAUAACAUCAUAAAAGUGGUUAGAGCUGAAAUGUUGAGUCAAGGAGUGCCAUCAGACUUCCCUCUAAGCCUCAUAAGAGCUAAACUGGUGUGACCUGCCAUCAGACCUCCCUCGAAACCUCGUGAAUAGUGUGAAACUGAACUUUACAACCACAGCGACCCCCUCAUCUUGAACAUUUAUUGAAAAAAAUGUAUUCACAGUGGUUGAAAAUUUGAUUUUUACGGAAGCCCUAAGCGGCCAUCCAUUCAAAUAUUUAUUUUACUCCGAUGUCGGAAUCUUGAGAUAACAAACCAUAGCUGAAUACAGGGGUUGGCCCGUGUUUUUCUCUCAGUACAGGACUCAUAAUCCAAGGAUUGUGUAUUUGACUCCUGCUGUCAACAACCUUUUUUUCCCUCUUUUGUGUGUUUUUUUAACUAUCCUCUUCAACAAAGUCGUUAUGAAGAGAUUCAGCGGUAUCCAAUCAAACAUUUCCUGAUGGCUAUUUCAAAGGUUCAGAAAUAGCUGUCAGGAAAUGUGUAACGUUAAAUGGAUUCACCUGAAUGAGAAGCACAGUAUGUCCUCUGCCUGGGAAUGAUGGGGAAAUGAAAAGUCCAUAGGUUGAUGGAAGUGGACCAAUCUCCACUCUGUUCAUAAGAACUUUGUUGAAGAGGAUUAUGAAAAAGAUUAAAAACUUCUGUGAGGAUCAAACAACUCCAAGAGGAUGAGUCCUGUGCUCUUCUAAGCUAACCCAUGAUACAGAAACACAUAGUAAAAUUACCUUUAAACCACUGUUAAACUACUGUUUUGUUAUCUCGAGAUCACGAGAAAAUUAUCCCGUUAUCAUGGGAAAUCAUGUAUUAUCAUGUAUUUUAAAGGAGCUCUUUAGGAGUGGCUCUCCUGUUAGUUUUGUUGCAGGGCAAAUUACAACUUAAGUAACUAUAAGUACAUAUAAAUCCCAGGAGAGCUUAGUACAACUAUUACAUGAGCUGAUCUAAUCAGAAACUUCCCCGUGAGGGUGUGUGAGGUCUUCGAUCAUUGAUAAUAAUGCAUCAUAUUUAAUAGGUUGAUUUUGUUUUGUAUGUGAAAUUUCAAUAACUAGUAGUUAGGCAUUAUAAAUGUAGUGUAGUAAGUUUUACAAUAUUUUCCUCAUGUUUUGUGGAGUAAAAGUGUAAAGUAUCAUAAAUUGGAUACAUACCUCAAAACUGUUCUUAAUUACCGUACUUAAAUGUACUUUUAUAAUUUCAUUCUCCAAUGCAAAUUUACUGAUUAUAUCUGUUAAUUAAUUUUCAUCUUAAAGCCUGGAUGAACAUUUAAAAAAUAAAUGAUGUUUAUAUUAAAUGAAUAAGAAAUUGUUGUAAAGAAAAUUUUUAAGGUUUCUUUUAUUAAUAAUCAGUUGUUUAUGAAUGUAAUAUUUCCUUUAAGAUCAGUUAGUUUGAAUGACUUUUUCAUAAUUUGCCUGUCGGAUUCUGCUCAGUAUUUUGUAUUAAAUAAUAAAAAAAGGAUUUUAUAUGUCAAA